Messenger RNA from Vittaforma corneae ATCC 50505, 555 nucleotides. RefSeq lists its product as uncharacterized. Gene Ontology annotation, molecular function: RNA 7-methylguanosine cap binding; translation initiation factor activity. Lineage: Eukaryota; Fungi; Microsporidia; Nosematidae. The transcript has a single exon. The coding region runs from base 1 to 555 and encodes 184 amino acids. Gene Ontology annotation, biological process: translational initiation. Gene Ontology annotation, cellular component: eukaryotic translation initiation factor 4F complex. The record is from RefSeq and is a predicted model, not a curated record.
AUGCCAGAGCCAAUGGACAAAUCACUAAAAGAAAAAUUCGGAGUAACAGUCAUGGAGUUGACAGAAAAGCUCAACGAUCCAACCAAAUAUAACGACACACUCAAGAAGAUAUGCACACUGCAGUCUAUAGAAAAUCUCUGCUAUCUUCUUCACCACCUUAGAUCCUUUGUCGGAGCACAUCCAUUUAACAUUAACAUAUUUAAGGAAGGGAUAAACGCCUCCUGGGAAGACCAAAACAACGUCUCUGGAUGCAGCUGGAGUGUUCAAUGCAAGCCCGAGUAUUCAAACGCCCUCUUUGAGAGACUCACAGUCUACUUUACGAUGAGGGGAUUUAGGAACUUUAAAUGCAAUGGAAUAUCAGCAAAUAUAAGAAAAAAUUUUGUAAAGUUUACAGUUUGGUCAGGAAAUGUGCCCUCAGUUGCAGACGGCUCGGAUGUGCUGGAUGAGAUCGGAGAGGCCUUUGGAUUUGGGACUCCUGUGGAGUUUAUCUACAAAAACCACAGAGAUCUCGUUGAAAAAGUUGUUGGAAGCAGUUCCACGAAUGAGAGAGAAUGA